AUGCCGAGGGAGCUCCCCUACACACCUUGGGGAUUCGUGGCUGGUGAUAUAACAAUAUCACUAAGCUGUGCUUAUGUUUUGUUUGGUGUGCCUGAUGAUGGUAGUAUUUCAACAGGUAAGGUUAACGAGGACGCUGGGCACAGGUUUCAGCAACUGUCAGGUUCAGUACACAAGAUGGGAAUGGUAUUGGACUCGGUACAAACUGAUGUUAUUCAGUUAAACAGAACCAUCAAGGACGCAUCAGUUGAAUCUGGUGGUGUGCAGCAAAAGUUUGAUCUCCUAGAGGAUACACUUCAGAAAAUUAUUAAAGGACAAAAUGAUCUCAAAGUACUUGCUGAAAACAGCAUGAAAAGCAACUCUGAUCAGCUGAAUGUUCUCAACUCUCGCACCAGCAAAUUGAAUGAGAUGUCUUUGGUCGUUUCAGUCUGCCCAAAAAAAGUGCAAGCAGAUUUAAGGGAGCUGCAUGGCGACACCUUCAGGGUUCUUACAAAGGACAUGGAGGAAUUAUCCUGA
Molecule: messenger RNA, 513 nt
Organism: Triticum dicoccoides
Lineage: Eukaryota; Viridiplantae; Streptophyta; Magnoliopsida; Poales; Poaceae
Product: protein PAIR1-like
Exons: 5
Coding region: 1-513 (170 amino acids)
Biological process (GO): meiotic DNA double-strand break formation; chromosome organization involved in meiotic cell cycle; embryo sac development
Cellular component (GO): nucleus
Source: RefSeq, a predicted model, not a curated record